AUGGUUUGCGUCGGUAUUCCGAAGAAUUACACUACCUCGCCAUCCUCCUUUGCGGGGACACCUUCUCUGACGAUCAACUACGAGGCCACUCAGGACCUCGACUCCAGCAAUGCUUUUGAAGGUCCCGAGAAGUUGCUCGAAGUAUGGUUUGCUCCAUCUGCCAGUGAGCUUGGCACUGCCGGCCCAGAGGGCUUGAAGAAGGUUCCCAGCGACAUCUGGAAGGACAUGCUCGACUUGGUCAAUUGCCAGGUUCUCUCCAUUGUUUCAUCCGAGGACGCGGAUGCCUACCUGCUUUCUGAGUCCAGCAUGUUUGUCUGGCCGCACAAGCUCAUUUUGAAAACAUGUGGUACCACGACUCUGCUGUCCGGCCUCCCGCGCAUCUUGGAGAUCGCCGCUCUCUUCGCAGGCUUCCCGCGCGCUACUGCACCUCCGUCUCGCGGAAUCACUGUCGCUGCGGCCCCUUACCGGGUUUUCUAUAGCCGCAAAAACUUCUUGUUCCCUGACCGUCAACGGGGCCCUCACCGCAGCUGGCGCGAUGAGGUUCGCAACAUGGACAAGCUGUUCCAGAACGGUAGCGCCUACAUGAUUGGCAAGAUGAAUGGAGAGCAUUGGUACUUGUACUUGACUGAGCCUCAUACCUUGCUCACUCCCCCGGCGAGCCCACAGGAGGAGGAAGAUGUUGAAUUCACCGAGACUGAGACCAAGGUCCUCGAUUUCCCCCCUUCUCCUGUCGCCACUGAGUGUGAUGAGCAUGAUGAGACUCUGGAGGUCUUGAUGACCGAUCUCGACGAAGAGAACGCAAAGCAAUUCUAUCUGGAGAAUGCCGCCGCCACGGCGGAGAAACGCUUCCGCAGCCUCGAAAAGGAUGACGACGUUGAGCACUUGGAUGUUUUCAGCAACAACUCCGACCCAGAGGAUGAUCUUGAUAUGAAGAGUAGCGGUAUCCUGCCAGCGGAGUUGACGACGGAAGGCCAUGCUCUCGGUACUGUGGUCUCUGAGUCCUGCGGUCUUUCAGACGUCUAUCCCAAGAACAAGUUCCCGGAUGCUCGCAUUGAUGCGUAUCUAUUCACGCCCUGCGGUUUCUCUGCGAACGGCGUUGUUCCUGCUCCGGAUAGCAAGGGACCUACUCACUACUUCACCGUUCACGUCACGCCAGAGCCACAUUGCUCAUACGCGUCCUUUGAGACCAACGUGCCGCACUCUCAGAACGGCAAGACCACGUCCGACAUCAUCCAGCAGGUCGUCGAUAUCUUCAAGCCUGGUCGCUUCAGCAUCACCUUGUUUGAAACCAAGCCCACUGUCGAGGAGCUUGAGGCCGAUGCAAAUGGCUUCCACGAAAUCUCUCACGCGCAGCGCCAAGCUUUGCGCCGCAGUCCCAAGAUUGAGCAUGUGGAGGGCUACCGCCGUGUUGACCGUAUCGUUCAUGAUCUGAACGGGUACGAUCUUGUGUUCCGUUACUAUGAGCGCAACGACUGGAAAGGGGGGGCACCCCGGCUUGGAGAGAAGUUCUAG
This is a messenger RNA of Penicillium manginii, 1512 nucleotides long. RefSeq names its product adenosylmethionine decarboxylase SPE2. The record is from RefSeq and is a predicted model, not a curated record. Lineage: Eukaryota; Fungi; Ascomycota; Eurotiomycetes; Eurotiales; Aspergillaceae. Gene Ontology annotation, biological process: spermine biosynthetic process; spermidine biosynthetic process. Gene Ontology annotation, molecular function: adenosylmethionine decarboxylase activity. Bases 1 to 1512 code for a protein of 503 amino acids. Gene Ontology annotation, cellular component: cytosol. The transcript has 2 exons.